Entamoeba invadens IP1 is the source of this 606-nucleotide messenger RNA. RefSeq lists its product as hypothetical. Lineage: Eukaryota; Evosea; Mastigamoebida; Endamoebidae. The record is from RefSeq and is a predicted model, not a curated record. The coding region runs from base 1 to 606 and encodes 201 amino acids. The transcript has 2 exons.
AUGAGCGAAAGAGAUUUUUAUUUUUUUAUUAAAUUCACAUCAAAAUAUCAAAGGAAGAUCAUUGCUUCUCAUUAUAUGGCCCGUAAUCGAUAUUUCAAUCCCCUUCCAGAAAGCGACUUCAAAUCUGUGUUGGCAGGUUUCUAUUUGCAGAUGGUUAACGAAUUUGCGUCGUUUUCAUUAAAGACAAGCAAAGGUGCUGCUUCAAAUAAUUUGUGUUUUCCACAGAUCCUACAUGUAUGUUUCGAUCAGACACCAAAAGAAAACAGCGAGGAAGAAAUUAACGUGAAUAACUAUUUGAAAAUGCGCAUAGAAAAUUAUAUUGACAAACAAAAUAUGACUUCAUCGCAAAUCAAGAGAUUCAGAAAAGAAGAAACUCUCAAGUUGUUGGAAGACUUGAUUUGGAUUAAUUCUUCUGGACAGUACAACAAAAAAGAAAAGAGUUUUACUUUUCUAUUAAAUGACCAUGAAAAAAAUGUCUAUACGAACGGAGCUAUAAAACAAAUUGGAAAGGCAGUAUUGAAUAAAAUUAAAGUCAUGAUGUCGACAUCAUUAAACAAACGAGUUAUAAUUGAAAAAAAUCAACUCAACUUCACUUCGACGUUGUAA